This is a messenger RNA of Columba livia (rock pigeon), 4027 nucleotides long. RefSeq names its product calcium voltage-gated channel auxiliary subunit beta 2 (gene CACNB2). Gene Ontology annotation, biological process: calcium ion transmembrane transport. The record is from RefSeq and is a predicted model, not a curated record. Gene Ontology annotation, molecular function: protein binding; voltage-gated calcium channel activity. Bases 1829 to 3643 code for a protein of 604 amino acids. The transcript is spliced from 13 exons. Lineage: Eukaryota; Metazoa; Chordata; Aves; Columbiformes; Columbidae. Gene Ontology annotation, cellular component: voltage-gated calcium channel complex.
AGAUGCUUAACAUGUGAUUUUUUUUUCUUUCUUUCUUUAUAAAGAGGGAAAUUGCAUAUGAAAAAAUUGUGCUUGAAAUUGGCAGGAGUUGCCUUAAAUCGAGUUUUAUAUGCCAGACUUUGGGCUUGAAAAUGUUAACUCUCUCGCCACUUGGGUUCAGCACAGAGUCAGAGCGCUGCCUGCUCCUAUGGGCAGAGCUGCACUGUCUUCCACUGGCAGAAAACUCUCCUGGCCAUUCAACUAGAUUGAAUACCUGGUACCAUUUUUCUUGCAUGCAGAUAACUUGCCUUCUUUGGAGUCCUCUCUUUCAAGCUUGGAAGCCAAGCUAAUUUCUAAGGGGCAUCGCCUUCUCUUUCUUUACCCUUUUGAGAAGAUUUCACCCUUUCAUGAGCCAUCAGCACGCAGCCUACAGAAAUCCAGGAUAGAAAUAUCAUGUAUCAUCUCUAAUUUUUUCAUCGCAGACUUUAACAUUAAACUCAGUAAUUACAUUAAAAUAAAAGUACCUUUAUCUUUACCUUUUAAAAGUAAUAUACUGGUUCUCCUUUUUUACUAUUUUAAGCAUACUGUAUAUCCUAUUUUUUAGCAAAGUGCUGGUGGUGAAAGAGUUAAGUCUAUCUCAGUGUUAUAAAAGUAAGUGAUCCUGUAUUCAUCUGACCGGAGAUGUACAGUACUGGAGACAUUUCAGACUCUUAGACCACUGCUGUAAAGUACUGAAGGAUUUAAUUUUAAGAUAUAAUAUAGCUAUUAAGCCUUUUCAGUACUGGGAUAUUCAGUCCCUCCCAGAAGAAGAGUGAUGAACUGUGAUCAUAAACAGUUUAAUUUAAUCUGACCUCAUUUCAGAUGUGUCUUAUUGCUUUAAGGUUAGUAAUUUUUCAUGAUAUUUAUCUUUUCAAAACCAUUAUCUAUAAGUCUUCAUUAUCCAAGUUCUUAAUUAGCUCUGUCAGUGUUUUAGGUAAAAAAAAAAAAAAAAAGAAAGAAAACCCAAAAGGAUGUUAAUCCCAAAGUCUAAGUGUAUUUGAUGUUCUCUCAAGUUCUUUUUGUAAACAGCAUGAGCAGAGGAGACUGUGCCUCUGAUGCGAGUCAGGUAGUAAGGCCACUCGGCAGUCCUGCCUCAUAUGAAACACGUAUCGCCAGACAAAGCAUCUGACUAUUUGGAGGGUGGUUCUGUAUUCUUGAGAAUCCAGAGUGAAUUAAAGUCUAGACUCUGUCAUUUUUUCAGGCUGUCGGGAAGGGAUAAAUAACAAAUCAGAUAUGCCCAAGAUAGAAUAGAGGUAACGCUGAAGCAAGGAUGCUCUUGCUGGUUUGUGCAUUGGGAAGAAAGCUGUAAUAGCAGCAGCAGCAGCAAUAACAACAGCAGCAGCGGCGGCAGCAGCAGCAAGAGACCUUUGGAAAGCCGGGUGUUGCAGUAGUCUGAGAGAUAAAGAUCCUGUUACGUCUCUCGUCUUUCAUAAGUUCAGAAUGGUUGAUACAAACCUUAUGCCACGUGUAGCAAAAGAUGUAUAUGAAUACAGAAUUUGCUUUGUAAUAGCUGGAUGCUGAGGAAAUAAAAGACGUGCCUCUGGGUUUUUGUUGUUGGGCUUUUUUAUGCCUUUUUUUUUUUUUUAAUCAUCUGAAAGAGAAGAGAUUGAUUUACUCAGAGAAAGUAAGUUUCAUCUGUCUUCAAGCUAAUUUAAAAGGACAGCUUGAGAGCUGGAGGGUGGCUGUUUUUCUACCUGUUUCCUUGCACCUGGGGCUGAAAAGUGAGGAGAGAUGGACAGUGUCUCAGAGGAGACAGGAAUGACUGAAGCUUGGUGAAACCGUACACUGAUUGUUGUCUGCUGUCCUCUUCAUGCAGUGCUGUGGGCUGGUGCACCGACGGCGAGUACGGGUUUCCUAUGGUUCGGCGGACUCCUACACCAGCCGUCCAUCUGAUUCAGAUGUAUCUCUGGAAGAAGACAGGGAAGCAGUGCGGAGAGAGGCAGAGCGACAGGCCCAGGCACAGCUGGAAAAAGCAAAGACAAAACCUGUUGCAUUUGCAGUACGGACAAAUGUUGGGUACAGUGCAGCUCACGAUGACGAUGUCCCAGUCCCAGGCAUGGCCAUCUCAUUUGAGGCUAAAGAUUUUCUUCAUGUUAAAGAAAAAUUUAAUAAUGACUGGUGGAUAGGACGAUUGGUAAAAGAAGGCUGUGAAAUAGGAUUCAUACCAAGCCCAGUCAAACUAGAAAACAUGAGGCUGCAGCAUGAACAAAAGGCAAAACAAGGAAAAUUCUACUCCAGUAAAUCAGGAGGAAACUCUUCAUCCAGUUUGGGUGACAUCGUUCCCAGUUCCAGAAAAUCGACGCCUCCAUCAUCUGCUAUAGACAUAGAUGCCACUGGCUUAGAUGCAGAAGAAAAUGAUAUUCCAGCAAACCAUCGCUCCCCCAAACCCAGUGCAAACAGUGUCACAUCACCCCACUCCAAAGAGAAAAGAAUGCCCUUCUUUAAGAAGACAGAGCACAUCCCUCCCUACGAUGUAGUGCCUUCUAUGCGACCAGUAGUUUUAGUGGGGCCUUCUCUGAAGGGAUAUGAGGUAACAGAUAUGAUGCAAAAAGCGUUAUUUGAUUUUUUAAAACAUAGAUUUGAAGGACGUAUAUCAAUUACACGAGUCACAGCAGACAUCUCGCUUGCCAAACGCUCAGUAUUAAACAACCCCAGUAAGCAUGCGAUAAUAGAGCGAUCUAACACAAGAUCAAGCUUAGCUGAAGUUCAAAGUGAAAUUGAGCGGAUUUUUGAAUUAGCAAGGACACUGCAGUUGGUCGUGCUUGACGCUGAUACCAUUAACCACCCAGCUCAACUAAGCAAAACCUCUCUGGCUCCCAUUAUAGUAUACGUAAAGAUAUCUUCUCCUAAGGUUUUACAGAGGUUAAUAAAAUCUCGAGGGAAAUCUCAGGCCAAACACCUUAAUGUUCAGAUGGUGGCAGCUGAUAAACUGGCACAGUGUCCUCCCGAAAUGUUUGAUGUAAUUCUUGAUGAGAACCAGCUUGAAGAUGCUUGUGAGCACCUUGCUGACUAUCUGGAAGCCUACUGGAAGGCCACACAUCCACCUAGCAGCAAUCCUCCUAACCAGCUUCUCACUCGCACACUUGCAACAGCCACUCUUCCUAUUAGCCCAGGUUCAAAUAUUAAUUUACAGCAGGGAUCUCAAGGAGACCAGAGGAAUGACCAUUCAGUCCCUGAACGCAGCGGUUCACAAAUUGAAGAGGAAGCACGGGUUGAAUCCAUCAAGAAAUCCCAGCAUCGCUCUUCCUCGAGCCAACACCACAACCAUCGCAGUGGUGUUAGAGGCCUUUCUAGGCAAGAAACUUUUGACUCGGAAACACAAGACAGCAGAGAUUCGGCUUACGUGGAGCCACAGGAGGACUACUCACAUGAGCACGGUGACCACUAUGAUUCUCACAGGGAUCACAAUCACAGAGACGAGUCCCACGGGAGCAGUGAUCACAGACACAGAGAAUCAAGGCAUCGCUCAAAGGAGAGGGACCGCGAGCAGGACCACAAUGAAUGCAACAAACAGCGUAGUCGUCAUAAAUCAAGGGACCAAUAUUGCGACAAGGAUGGGGAAGUGAUAUCGAAAAAACGUAACGACGCAGGAGAAUGGAACAGGGAUGUUUACAUCCGUCAGUAACUUUUGCCUCUGGCAGUCUUGUGUUUCUUUGAAGUCUUGUAACAAUGCCCCUGAAAAUAUCUUUGGGUUCUUCAUUGCAGAACAUAUGGUAUCUUUCUGUAUGCUGAUUUGUAUUGCUGUUGCUUGCAUAGCAAUAGCAUGAAAUAGAAUAUUCAUAUACUUAUUUUUUGGUUAGUGCUAUAUGAAUUAGCGUAGUACGACCGCAGGGUUCCUGAUGUUGUACUAUGCCAUUUUUCAAGCUGUUUUUUGGUAGCUGCCACUUGAACAAUAUCUGUUGCCAUCAAGGUGUUGUUAGUAUUUUUUAAAAAAAGGUACAUUUGAUGUUUAAUAACUUCCCGUGUAUUCAGCAAGCCAGAAUCAGCACAUAAAAAAUCUAAACCUUUU